This is a messenger RNA of Sphaerodactylus townsendi, 3148 nucleotides long. It is a transcript of the gene VWA5A, whose product is annotated as von Willebrand factor A domain containing 5A. The transcript has 20 exons. The record is from RefSeq and is a predicted model, not a curated record. Bases 326 to 2689 code for a protein of 787 amino acids. NCBI's taxonomy places the organism in Eukaryota, Metazoa, Chordata, Lepidosauria, Squamata, Sphaerodactylidae.
ACGAGUGCGCCGGAGAGGCGAUCCGGCAAGAGAGCGAGCCGUUUGUCGACGCUCCCUGACUGGAGCAGGGUUAACGGGAAUUGCUCGGGGCUUUCCGUUCAGCCCUGCAGCUGCGGAAAGACGCAAGAAGGUAAGGCGAUCUUUUUUGCCUGAUGCCGACACUGCUGUAAGCAUCUCUGGAUUUAUUAGCCCUGAGGGAUCAGAGUCAACCGGUGCAACCAAGCUCAGCGGGGACCGUCCAGAUUUUGUUUCGUUUUGCUAGGCUUUGGUGCUGCCUGCAACAAAAUCUUCAGAGAUCCUCACCUUCAGAGAUCCUCGCUUAAACAUGACAGUCUGUGGCCUUCUCAAGAACUCUCAGGAGCCAGUGCCCUUGCAAAGCAUCUCUGUGGAUGUGGUCGUCCAUGGCUUUGUUGCUGACGUGGUGUCCGAGCUUCGGUACAAGAACGAAGAAAAGAACCCGGUGGAAGUUACUUUUGUUUUCCCCCUGGACGAUGAAGCUGCAGUUUAUGCUUUUGAGGGCCUGAUCGGUGGAUCCCGGAUUGAGGCUCAGAUCCGAGAGAAGGAGAAGGCACAGCAGGAAUACCAGGACGCCCUGAGCGAAGGACGGCAAACCUUCCUGCUGGAGAGGGAGGCAAACACCAGUGACAUUUUCACCUGCACCCUGGGUAACCUUCCUCCUGAUGGGGAGGCCACACUGAAACUGCGCUACGUCCAGGCAUUGGCUCCAGAACCCGAUGGGGCUGUCCGCUUUGUCCUGCCCGCCGUGUUGAAUCCACGCUAUGUACCCCAGGGGUCAGAAGGGGACACAGUCACCAAGAGCAUACCACGAGUGCCUAGAGGAAAGCUUCCAUAUACACUCAGCCUCAGUGCAACCCUGGAAUCUUCCCAACGCAUCAACCGGGUGGAAUCCAAAUGCAAUCUGGAGCCCCUUCGCUAUACAGCAGAAGACCAUACCGCUGCCCAGGUCUCCUUGGCUGAUGGGCACCAAUUUGACCGGGAUGUGGAGCUGCUGAUUUAUUACGAGGAAGUUCACAAGCCCAGUGCAAUCUUUGAGGCUGGGAAGCCUGGCGCUGCAUCAGGCUCCCUGAUGGGGGACCCGGCGCUUCUGGUUACCCUGUACCCCAGCUUACGCUGUGUCUCCAAGCCAGGCCUGAGCGCCACGGGGGAAUUCCUCUUCCUGCUGGAUCGCUCUGGCAGCAUGGAUUGCGUCACUGAUUACAACACUCCUAAUGCACCACUCCGUAUUCAGAGCGCCAAGGAGACCUUGAUUCUUCUGCUGAAGAGUCUCCCGCUGGGAUGCUUCUUCAACAUCUACGGCUUUGGAUCCACCUAUGACUCGUUUUACCCGAAGAGUGUGGAGUACACCCAGAAAACCAUGUCGGACUCUCUGAAGCGUGUGCAGGACCUACGUGCUGACUUAGGGGGCACAGAGAUUCUGCAACCACUGAAGGCCAUUUACAGCCAGCCAUGCCAAGAAGGACAUCCUCGUCAGCUAUUUGUGUUUACAGAUGGAGAAGUAUUUAACACCGAAGAAGUCAUUGCAGAAGUUCGACGUCACAGCGGCUCCCACAGAUGCUUCUCCUUUGGCAUUGGCGAAGGGGCCUCCACGGCCCUCAUCAAAGGCAUCGCUCGGGCAGCCGGAGGCAGUGCUGAAUUCAUCACAGGCAAGGAGCGCAUGCAGGCCAAGGCCCUGCAAUCUUUGAAGAAGGCCCUACAGCCAGUGGUAACUGGGAUCUCUCUCCGUUGGGACUUGCCUUCCGGUUUUAAAGCUGAGCUGGUGGGGUCCGGCCCUCAGGUCAUCUUUGAAGGGCAGCACAGCCUUGUCUUUGCCCAGAUCCGUGGAAAGCAAAAGUCCUCAAGUGCCCUGGAGGGGUCUGCUGUGCUUCAGUACAACUUCCAAGACCAGUCUUUUAAAGACACGGUGAAGUUCCCUCUCCAAGCUCAGGAAAGUGACAGGCUCCCUGUUCAUCGACUGGCGGCCCGAGCCCUCCUACAGGAUCUGGAGGGUACUGGAGAGAAGGAUAAAAAAAAACAGCGCCUGGCUCUGGAGACGAGCUUGAGCUCCGGGGUGGUUUGUUCCCAGACGGCCUACGUGGGAGUGAACAAGGAACUGGGUCAGCCAGUGCAGGGGCCCCUUGUCUUCCGAGGCGUCCCGCACGCACGCCCCUGUGCUUCAAUGCCAGCUCAAUAUGCCUAUAGAGUCCCAGGCCGCUAUGCUGCAAUGCCAGUUAUGAAGAAGCGAUGUGCCCGUGCAGCCCCAGUUGCUUUUUCACGUGCCGCUAAGCCCGUACUGAGUCGGGUUUCAGCAACGCUGGGAUAUGAAGAUGACGAGCCCGCCCUAGAAUUGGAAGACGAGGAAGAGGAAUCCCCUCUCUUGAAGCUGGUCUCCCUGCAGAAUGCAGAUGGCUCCUGGGUCCUCGAUUCCAACCUGGCCAGUGUGCUGGGUUUGAAAGAGGCUGACAUUAUGAGCAAAACACCUGAGCAGGUGCCCCCCAGUGCAUGGGCAACCGUGCUGGCCAUCCUGUGGCUCCACUCCAGAGCAGCAGAGCAGAGGGAUGAAUGGGAGCUCUUGGAAGCGAAAGCACUCAACUGGCUUCAAGCAAGUGCAGGGUCUCGGCUAGCAGAGUGUGUGAAGACUGGCAAUGCAGUGCUGGGCAGCAGCGUGAGCCCUCAGACAUUUGGUCUCUGAGCUCUCUAAUCCCUUGUGCCUUAAAACUGCAAUUCGUGCUUUGAUCCUUUUUCUUAGCCUGCCCAAGUGUAACCAGCUGCAUCUAUGAUAACUUGACUGGAUUUCCUUGCCAGUCCUUCAUUCUGGUGCAUGAGUGUCUUCUCUUCCAGUGUAUUGGACUAUCUUGUACUUGAAAGCUCUUUCCCCAGCCGUGAGGUGCCUUAUGGUCCCAAAUUGUCUUUUCCCAGCUUGUGCUAUGUGGCAGGCUCAGUAAUCAAACUCUGCACUUUAUAUGCCCUCUGGUGAUUAAAAUUUAGCAUUAGUUUUAUACGGAGAAUAAAUCGGAAGUGAGUUAUAUUUCUGCUAAGAGGCUGGAAGCAAUAAAUACGUUGUGUGAUGGGCAGUUUCUUCUACAAACCAAAGGAAAAAAAUUCAUCCCAAGGAAAAAUAAAAGGAAAAUUCAGUCUGUUUAUUUCUUUA